This is a messenger RNA of Drosophila pseudoobscura, 2442 nucleotides long. Its product is annotated as AF4/FMR2 family member 4. Gene Ontology annotation, biological process: positive regulation of DNA-templated transcription. The record is from RefSeq and is a predicted model, not a curated record. Bases 109 to 2313 code for a protein of 734 amino acids. The transcript is spliced from 3 exons. Lineage: Eukaryota; Metazoa; Arthropoda; Insecta; Diptera; Drosophilidae. Gene Ontology annotation, cellular component: nuclear body.
UGGACAAAUCAACAUUUCAUCUUUGUUACUCGACAUUUUCAAAAUUUUCGGUUUACGCUUUAGUUCCUUUCACAAUGAAAUCACAAUUGUCAUUUUUCUCAAGGAAGGAUGUUCAGCCCCAGCAUGAGUCUCAAGUCCAGUGCCCGAAUCAAGAAGCGCCGCUCGGACGCGGCCGCCGCUACCUUUUCAACUGGAGCUGCUGCUGCAACCGGGAAUGGAAGUGGAAGUGGGAAUGCUAGUGCAAGUGGCAAUGCGAAUGGCAGUGGCAGUGGCAACAGUAAUGGUAAUGGGAAUGGAAAUGGCAGUACCGUCCCCCCAACAAGUAACUACAACUGCAACCAGAGCCUGUGCAGCUCCGAAAAGCACAAGAAGCACAGCUACGCGGGACGCAAUCCCAACUUUGAUACGGACGAGACGAAGCUGCUGAUUCAGCUGUGGGGCGAUCCCAAGCUGCAGCGCACCCUCAUCACCACGCACAAGAAGCACGCUGUGAUCUGCCAACUGGCGGCCAAGAUGCAAGAGUACGGCUACCACCGGUCGCCGGAGGAGAUAACCACUCGGAUCAAGAAUCUCAAGUGCUUCUACAAUCGCCUCAAGAAGGACAAGGAGUGCGGCGCCACCUCCGAUUCGGAGCCCAGCUGGAAGCAUUUUGCCGAAAUGGAUGCCAUCAUGACGCGUCCCAUCUUCAGUGUACGGCCCAAUGAGGUGCCAGCCCCAUCGCUGAAAUAUCAACUGGAGCAGGCCCUGGAGGAGCAUGCGGAGCAGCGCAGCCGGCGGCUGGCCAACGGCGAGGAGUUGUCCGAGAGCGAUAACGAGGAGGACGACAUGUUGCUCUCCUCUCUGGUGUCCAAAGGCAAGGAAGACACGCCCCGUAAGGAAGUGGAGGCCGCCUGCCUUGGGGUGGACACGGAUUUGAAUGAGCAGACCCUUGAUGCCAUCGCCUCCAAGCGACGCAAACGCUCAACCGAGCCGGAUGUGGAUAUCGGUCAGUCGGUCUUGGCCUCCCCUAGCAUCAAGACUGAGCCGGGCCAUGAGCCAGGACCUGCUCCCGUUGCUGCACCGGUGGAGUCUGAACAGGAGGACGACGAUGACGACGACGAUUGCAUGCUGCUGCCGCAGACCAAGGAGGAGCCCAUCGAUGUGGAUGCUGGCGAUGAUUCACCCAGCGAGAAGUCUCCUAGUCCGGUCAUGUCCACUCUGGCGAAUAUUUUGCAGCGGCCGAGGAACCCAGGCAAUCUCAUGUCCUACGCGACAGGCAAUGUCAUCAUCUCAGCGAGCGGCACCACUUCCACCAGUUGCUCGGUGCCUAUUCAAAGCACUAGCACACUCUGCAGCAAUGCGGGUAUGCUGCAGCCGGGCAAGAUCUCCUUGGUGCCCACCAAUUUCCUGAUGCAGUCCAAGCUGCCGGCUACUGUGGGACCUAGUCCCGUGCCAGCCAACGGGUCUGCUCCACAGCUGCAGCUGCUGCAGAGCGCCAUCAACCAGGGAGCCCGUUUGAUGAUUAGCGGAUCGGCCUCUGCCCCGGCACAGCCAAGCAAUGCCGGGCUGGUGGCCACUGCUCCCGGCGGUGUUAAGUUUGUCCUAGUGAAUACCGAGCAGGCCAAGGCAGCGGCAGCCGUAGCUGCUGUGGGGAAAUCAGCAGCAACGCUACCACUGGCCACGGCCCAGGCUCAGGCCAUAGCACAGCAGCAGCAGCAACACCAACAACAGCAACACCAACAACAGCAGCAGCAACAACAGAAACUGCAACAGCAAAACCUCCAGCAGGAGCAACAGCUGCAACAGCGCCAGCAGCGACAGAAGGAAAAGAGAAUUCAACAGGAGAAGGACGAGAACCGCCGAGAGAGGCAGAGAGAGGAAUCGCAGUCCAGGCGACACAUGACAACUAUGAGAAUCCUACUCCGGCAGCUGCUUAAUUCCCAGAACGAGGCGAAUGAGAUCCAGCAUAAUCGCCUGUCAUUGGAGCGCGAGCGUCUGGACUGGGAGCGGUCGAUGGGGGAUCGCCUGCUGUCGUUGCUCCCAAACCUGGUGCAGCCUGCCCCAGUGGCUACUCCAUCAACUACUGCCCAGCGCCUGCAGCCGCCUAAGCUGCUGUUCACCACAGCUCUGCCCAUGGGCAAUGGUACCGUCACCAUGCCACAUAUACUCACAACCAAUUCCUUGCCAAAGGUGAUUACAGCCCCAUCCUCCACGCCAGUCAACUGCAGUACCAGCAGCAGCAGCACUGCCAUCGUCGGUGGAGGCCCGGCACCAAAACCUGCAGCGGACGGUGAUGUUCAACUAGUCACGCCAAAGCAGGAGAAGGAGGGCUAAUUGAUAUAGUAAUCGCGAUCUCUGACUUUAAGAAACGAUGAUAUUCCAUUAAAAGUCCAUAUCUCAUCUUAAAUGUAGUUUAUUCUAACAAUAAGACUUCUAUAUAAUAAAGCUUGAACUAAAUACUGA